ACAUUGUAAGUUCUUUCCUGCUGACGCUGAAAUACUGUACAAAACUCGCUAAAUAGCGAAGGUGAAUUCUCGCUUGCAGGCACUCGCAUGACAAUAAAUUAUUAAUCGCGCACGCUAACCUGUCUGAGCUUGUGUACAAAAUGAGCCCUCUAAAAAACCUGCCGUUAUGUUGCUGCUUCCUCAUUGCGUUUCUCCGAAUAUGCCGUUCGGAUGAUGCACCGCGUCUUGGGUGGGAUUUCUGGCUUAAUCCGAACCGUCCGAACAUUACCGGGCCGUUACAUGUUUCCGAUUCCACACCGGUGAUCGCAUCCACCCAGUUAUUUCCAACUCCGGCAACUACUCAAAAUGCUGGUCAAACGCUCACCACUUCGACAGUGUUACCGGCAUCAUCUACCGCGCGGACGACGACAAAUGCUACAUGGAAUGAUACAUUACGCUGCGGGACACCACGUGUGGGAUUUUACGAUCCGUUCGGUUUAUCCGAUCUCAAUAUCGCCGUCUGGACGGAUGCACUGCAGCUGCCGGUUCCCAAAAGUAGGCUGACCAUGGCGCUAACUAUAGUCGGAGGACAGGACACUGACCCCGAAAAGAUCUGCUGGCAGGCAAAGCUGCAUAAGGACAAGAAGUUCGUCUGUGGCGCCUCCAUCAUCGGUAAACGGACGAUUCUAACUGCAAGUCACUGUGUCAACGACUUCCGCACAGCGACGACCAUGUCUCCAGAUCGGUUUCGCGUUGUUGUUGGCGCGCCCUUCAGCCAGACGCUGGAGCGGGAUGAACAUGGUUUACUGAAAGACAACAGCAGCAGCUGCGCGCAGAUCUUCAACGUGACAAAGGUCAUUGCCAAUCCCCAGUUUGUCCGUCUCACGAACGACCGCGAUAUCGCCCUGGUUACCUUGAGCAGUGACAUUAAUUUUGCCGACAACUGCGUGUGUCCUGUGUGUCUUAGUCGGAUGAAACCGAAAGUCGGUGAAAUGUGUGCCGUUAGCGGAUACGGUCUGGAGAAGGAAGGUGGCGGCAUGGGUGGAAGAAGUCCGCGACCAUUAAAAUUCGUACGAAUCAACAUAAAGAAAACCGUCUACGAUAACAACUGCUACAUUCAAGCUCUGGGAGGCAAAAAACCCAAUCUGGAUGAUUUCAUCUGCGCUGGAGAUGUUUUGGGUGAAGACACAUGCCAGGGCGAUAGUGGCGGUCCCGUGGUUUGUAUGGAUCCCAUCACGCAUCGACAUUACCAAAGUGGGAUAGUUUCCUACGGAAAGGGAUGCGGACGCGGGAUUGGCGGCAUGUACACAAGGGUAUCUAAUUUUAUUGACUGGGUAAAAGACAAUGCGGGAGGUGACGUUUUGGGCUUGGUGGAUUAGCUGUUCACACGUACGAGGCUCGUCGCACCAUAUCUUUGCGGACUGUGAUUGCUAAACUGUGCUAAAGAUUUUUUGUAUUUUAAAUAUACAGAAUACAAACAAGGUCAGAUCGAGAAUUUGUUCUUCGUAAUAUUGUGGUUACCGGAAUGCUGUAAUAUUAUUUGUAAUACUUAGUGACUACUUACUGUACCUACGUCAAAUUGCUGUUUAUACUUUAUGGCAGUCAUGCUGCCGCAAUAUGUGCCU
This is a messenger RNA of Paramacrobiotus metropolitanus, 1604 nucleotides long. RefSeq names its product transmembrane protease serine 9-like. NCBI's taxonomy places the organism in Eukaryota, Metazoa, Tardigrada, Eutardigrada, Parachela, Macrobiotidae. The transcript has 7 exons. Gene Ontology annotation, molecular function: serine-type endopeptidase activity. Gene Ontology annotation, biological process: proteolysis. The coding region runs from base 141 to 1358 and encodes 405 amino acids. The record is from RefSeq and is a predicted model, not a curated record.